AUGGUACUCAUGGCAGCUGAACAAGUUGUGGAGCUUUAUGAUGACUAUUGGUUUGGUUUUGGUAUCUUUAACAGCAAACAACACAUUACUGACACCAUCCCAGUCGAUCUGCAGUACCGGGAACUAGGUCUCUCUCCAUCAGUUCAAACUCGAUCCCAGAGUCUUCACUGUCUUUGCUCUGAUACAAGUUUCAGUCUCAGUUCUCAGUCUCCACCAGAAUCUUUUAUAGUUGUAACGAAACUAGAAACUGUACUCUCUGGCAAAGAAGGCCUAGAUGUUGAAAUACCUAUAAGAAGACAAAAGGUGGAGAAGAAGCAGAGGAGACACAAGAAAGGCAGUAGGAGCUUGACAGAGCUUGAAGUUGAGGAGCUAAAAGGGUUUGUGGACUUGGGGUUUGUGUUUAGUGAAGAAGAUAAAGAUUCAAGCCUGAUUUCAAUAAUUCCAGGACUAAAAAGAUACAGAAAAGAAGGCGAGGAGGACAAAGUAUCAAGACCUUAUCUUUCUGAAGCAUGGGAUGUUCUGGAUCAAACAAAGCUAACUAACCAGCUUUUAGAUUGGAGACUUCGGAUUCCGAAUAGAGAAAUUGACAUGAAAGAACUUCUUAGAGUGUGGGCUCAAAGUGUGGCAUCUACUGUGAAAUGA
Daucus carota subsp. sativus is the source of this 642-nucleotide messenger RNA. RefSeq lists its product as uncharacterized. The transcript has a single exon. The coding region runs from base 1 to 642 and encodes 213 amino acids. NCBI's taxonomy places the organism in Eukaryota, Viridiplantae, Streptophyta, Magnoliopsida, Apiales, Apiaceae. The record is from RefSeq and is a predicted model, not a curated record.